UAUUUAGAUUAACAGGUAAUAACCAGGAGAACAAUGAUCAUGGGCCGGCAACUAAUCCAAUUAAUACUCCAAGCGUAACAACACCCACUAGCAGUGUGAAACUGCAUAAUUUAAACACAAACAAUCCAAGUCCAAUUAAUAGUCCAUCAGCAGUCAAAACGCCACUUAAUAUGAAUAGAAAUAAUGCAAGCCCAAUCACCAGAAACGAUCAUGGUCCUACGAUAAAUACAACCAACAUCUCAACCGAAAAGUCAUCCUGUAACAGCAUACAACUGGAUAAUCUAGAAAUUAAUUAUGCAAACCCAAGUAUCAUUGAAAUCCCAUCGGCUACAUCUAAAACAUCAGCUAGGUCGAGGGAAAAUAAUGGAAGUUUAAUCACCAUCGAAAGUCCAUCUCCCAAACAAAAUCCAACCCAAAAUUACUAUAAUCACGACCCGAACAAAAAUAACAUUGAUCCUGCCAACACAGCUCGAAAACGAAAAAAGCUCUAG
Messenger RNA from Paramuricea clavata, 491 nucleotides. The record is from the annotation of a GenBank genome assembly. NCBI's taxonomy places the organism in Eukaryota, Metazoa, Cnidaria, Anthozoa, Malacalcyonacea, Plexauridae.